Messenger RNA from Cygnus atratus (black swan), 1452 nucleotides. RefSeq names its product trans-L-3-hydroxyproline dehydratase (gene L3HYPDH). Bases 1 to 1116 code for a protein of 371 amino acids. Gene Ontology annotation, molecular function: hydro-lyase activity. The transcript has 5 exons. The record is from RefSeq and is a predicted model, not a curated record. NCBI's taxonomy places the organism in Eukaryota, Metazoa, Chordata, Aves, Anseriformes, Anatidae.
AUGGCGGCCGCCGCGGGUGCGGGUGCUGGCGGUGGCGCCGGCGAGGAGGGCAGGGCCCCGCGGCUGCCGCCCCGCUCGGUGCCGACCCCGCCGCUGCACACCGUGGAGAUGCACACGGGCGGCGAGCCGCUGCGCGUCGUCCCGCGCCUGGAGGCGGCCGAGGCGGCGGUGGCGGCAGCGGGGCUGUCGCUGCUGGAGCUGCGGCGGCACAUGGCGGCCGCGCACGACCACGUGCGGCGGGCGCUGGUGCACGAGCCCCGCGGGCACCGCGGCAUGUACGGGGCGCUGGUGGUGCGCGGCGGGGCGGCCGUCGGCGACGCCGACCUGGCCGCUCUGUUCCUGCACGGCGCCGGGUACAGCGCCAUGUGCGGCCACGCCGUGCUGGCCCUCGGGCGCUUCGCCCUCGACUACGGGCUGGUGGCCGCCCCGCGCCGCCCCGAGACCGCCGUGCGCCUGCGCUGCCCCUGCGGGGUCGUCACCGCCUUCGUGCCGUGGGACGGUCGCCGCAGCGGCAACCCCGUCCGCUUCCACAGCGUGCCCGCCUUCGCCGCCGCCACCGAUGUACCCAUCGAUGUCCCCGGUCACGGGAAGGUGGUGGUCGACAUCGGCUACGGCGGCACUUUCUACGCCUUUCUCAGUGCCGAGCAGCUGGGCCUCGAUGUUUGCUCCUCGAAGACCAGAGACCUCGUCAGCGCGGCGAGCGCGGUGACGGAAGCGGUGAAGAAGCAGUUCCAGCUCCAUCACCCUGAGAGCGAAGACCUGGCUUUCCUCUACGGCACCAUACUGACGGACGGGAAGGACGCCUUCAGCGAGGAGCCUACCACCAACAUCUGCGUGUUUGCGGAUGAACAGGUUGACCGAUGUCCGACGGGUUCAGGUGUGACAGCUCGCAUCGCCCUGCAGUACCACAAGGGGCUCAUCCAGCUGAACCAGAGCAGAACCUUUCGGAGCAGUACCACGGGGUCCUUGUUCACGGGGAAGGCAGUGAAGGCAACCAAGUUUGGGGACUACAACGCUGUUGUAGUGGAAGUCUCGGGAGAAGCCUUUUACACCGGUACGGCCACCUUCACAAUGGAAGAGGAGGACCCGCUGAAAUACGGCUUCUUCUUCAAGUGACUGGAGCCUCUCAGUGAUGGUGCUGCGCUUCUCCUGCCUGCGCAUUUCUGUUCUGCUUCUCCCCACGGCUCGCUGCCAUGUGCCAGAGCAACGGGACCAGCCUUCGGUGGCACGACAGUGCCUGCUGUGUUCUGAGAUAACAGGUCGUGCUUCUCUGCUCUGACUGUUGGUGGAGGUCCAUGGCUGCUCUGGGAAGCCGCAAUCUUUUUUUUUUUAAUAAUUUUUCACAGAAAAUGCAACUGAUCUUUGGAGAGCUGUCUUCAAAUUUAUGUGCCUUCUCUGCUUCUGUAAAUUAGUAAUUUCUAAGCCAAAUUCCUAUUAAAUGCCAGCUGGAAA